AAAUAAAAAUACAGAUAGAGUUGUUGCACAGAGACCCAAAAAGUUUUGUUUUCACUGUCCUGUUAAAACUAUAUCAAUGUAAUUUUAAUCAUGCACAAAGGUUCAGUAUUUUUUGAUGAAUAAAUCCAAACUAUCAGCAGACGAUAGUAAAAAUGUGCAUACGGAGCGGUGUGUUUGGUCACGUGACGCAACGGCACCGUUCUACAUGACAACAUGUCAGGUUGCUAAGUUAGCUAGUGAGCUAGCUUCACUUAGCUGACCAAAUGAUGUGGCUAGAGGAAAAAACCGCUUUGCUACGUGCCAACGAUAAAACAAGCAUGGCUUCAGAGAGAUGAAUUGACUAUGUCAGAAAUUCUAGACAAAGCCCUGGACUCAGAGGACAGGAAAACGCCCCUACCAUGGCAGCUGGUGUCAGCAUACUGAGUGACCUGCCUUACUCCAUGAGUGGAGCCCACAGUGGAGAGAUGGAGACAGCUAACACGAGGAUCCCUACAGCAAAGUACACCAAGAUGGGGGAGACCUUGAGGCAUGUCAUCCCGGGUCACAUGCAGUGCUCCAUGGCCUGUGGAGGGAAAGCAUGUAAAUAUGAGAACCCCUCUCGCUGGAGUGAUGAGGAGCAAGCCAUCAAAGGACUGUACUCGUCCUGGAUUACUGACAACUUGCUAGCUAUGGCAAGGCCUUCCACUGAAAUCAUAGAGAAAUAUAAUAUAAUUGAACAAUUUCAAAGGUGUGGUUUGAAGACGGUCAUUAACCUGCAGCGGCCAGGAGAACACGCCAGCUGUGGCAACCCACUGGAGCAGGAGAGCGGUUUCACUUAUCGACCUGAAACUUUCAUGGAAGCAGGCAUCUAUUACUACAACUUUGGUUGGAAGGACUAUGGUGUGGCAUCUCUGACUACAAUCCUUGACAUGGUGAAAGUCAUGUCAUUCGCUGUCCAAGAAGGGAAAAUGGCUGUCCACUGCCAUGCCGGUCUUGGAAGAACAGGCGUGUUGUUGGCGUGUUACUUGGUCUUCACGUCCCGGAUGAGCGCUGACCAAGCCAUCCUGUUUGUGCGAGCCAAGAGGCCCAACUCCAUCCAGACUAGAGGCCAGCUGCUGUGUGUCAGGGAGUUCGCUCAGUUCCUGGUUCCUCUCAGAAGCGUUUUCUCCUGCGCAGAACCCAAAGCGAGCGCCGUCACCUUGUCCCAGUACCUUACCCGGCAGCGCCACCUGCUGCACGGCUACGAGGCACGGCAGAUGAAGAAUGUGCCAAAGAUUGUCCAGCUGGUGUGCAGGCUCCUCGUCGACAUCGCAGCGAACCGACAGAUGGUGAUCGAGGACGAAUGGCUGGAGAUCCCCGACCUCACAGCCGAGGUGGAGAAGACUGUGUCUCAGCAGGCCCUUCAGCAGCUUGGGAAGGAGAUGAGAGGGAAGGGGAUCCCUGUGCCACCUUGUUCAUCUAAUCCUCUCAGCCCACCAGCUCUACAGUCCAGACCUCCUCACGAUCAACCUCUUGCCAGUGACAAUGACCUCGACCCGCUCUGGAGGCAGCAGGAUGCAGAAAGCCAUCUGAGAUCUUCUCUGUCCAACAACAAGCGCCUCAGUUACAGCGACUCUGUCCUUCACAAACUCGGAGCACGGCAGCACCAUUUGGCAAGUCUGAUGAGCAACAAACUGCCAAUCAACUGCCUGAUUAAACGUUCCUUGUCUCAUAGCAGCCUUACAGCUCGUAACGCACCCAGGUUUUGUGACCUCUUUCCUCAGGAUAUUUUCAGCAGCAUUCAGGACCCGAUUUCAGAAGCAAAACAAGACACCAGAUCCUCAAUUUUAAUAAAGCAGCUUCAUAAGGGGUAUCAGAGUUUGUCUCUUGAUCUGUCUGAGCAGGGGAGAAAAGCUCAUUGUAAUGCCACACUGCCAGCUUUGUCAACCAAGAGCAAACUGGUAGCCAGAGAGGAGCAGCCGGACGCGGAUGUGUCAGCAGGUGGAGGAGCAGGCGGAGGGCAGAUCACAGAGGUUCCCUUCUUUACCCUUCAGUCUGAGCUCUCCCCAGAGUGCAGACGCCUGCUGGUGGCCAAAGCUCUGGUCAUGGACCUGGCAGACAAGGACCUCCCCUCCAAAGUCUCAAUGUGGCAGACAGAGCUCAACUCCAGAGAGGGUGCGUGGGAGAGGCUGUAUAUGGAGAGAGAUCCGCUGGUUCUAUCCAGUCUGAUGUGGUCGUGGCUGGAGCAGCUGAAGGAUCCCGUCAUCAGCAGCGAGGAUGUGAAAGCCCUCAGUGAGAGGAACGUUAACCCACAGAACGCCCUCGACUCAUUGGAAAAGGGUCAUCGGCUCACUUUGUUGUGUAUCCUCGACUGUGCUGCUCAUCUCCUGCCAAUGCCUGAAGAUGUGGAGACUAGUUUCUUGAACCAAACAAUAAAAGUGUUUACUAAGAUCGACCCUGCCUCAGAGAAGUCUUUGUACACGACACUGAAAGCAAUCCUGACUCUAAUUCUUCAUGAGCUGCAUGACAAAGCUGUGGAGGAGAAUGAAGACUCCUGAUCCAGUCUGACAAGAAGAAGAGUCACAAACAGGGAUCCACAUUCAUUUUUGGGCAUUACUGUGUUUUAAGCCAGUUUCUAACAUCAGAUAUUGCUGAGAUCUGCCAAUCUUUAGUCUUUCAAGAUAUUUGAAGACUACGUAAUAUGAAGGUUUAGCAUUUCAUUUUUCUUUCAAGCUCUUAAUAGCCUCUAAGCACUGCCAUUCUCUGUUUAUGUGCCACUGUGCUCAGUUUGUCUGUUCCACUGUAAUAUUUGUGAAGGACUAGAUGUCGCUUUUAUUAGCUAACUGUUAGUAGGAAAAUGACUGAGAAACUUUCUCAUGAUGUAAAUGUUAUUUAAAUGUGUAAGUCAGCUGUUUAAGCUGUUGGGAGGGGGGGUCUUAUUUAAACCAAAAGAUGUUUUUACACUG
Messenger RNA from Thunnus maccoyii (southern bluefin tuna), 2924 nucleotides. It is a transcript of the gene ptpdc1a, whose product is annotated as protein tyrosine phosphatase domain containing 1a. Lineage: Eukaryota; Metazoa; Chordata; Actinopteri; Scombriformes; Scombridae. The transcript is spliced from 10 exons. The record is from RefSeq and is a predicted model, not a curated record. Gene Ontology annotation, molecular function: protein tyrosine/serine/threonine phosphatase activity. The coding region runs from base 399 to 2516 and encodes 705 amino acids. Gene Ontology annotation, biological process: protein dephosphorylation; cilium assembly.